Gigantopelta aegis is the source of this 12051-nucleotide messenger RNA. Its product is annotated as disintegrin and metalloproteinase domain-containing protein 12-like. Gene Ontology annotation, biological process: membrane protein ectodomain proteolysis. Gene Ontology annotation, molecular function: metalloendopeptidase activity. NCBI's taxonomy places the organism in Eukaryota, Metazoa, Mollusca, Gastropoda, Neomphalida, Peltospiridae. The transcript has 21 exons. The record is from RefSeq and is a predicted model, not a curated record. Bases 37 to 3933 code for a protein of 1298 amino acids.
GAAAGAUGGAGUGAAUGAGCGGUAGUUGUGUAAGAAAUGGAUUUAUUACUGGGGUUUCCCUUACAUUUGUUAUGUUUCCUGUUACAGUUUCCAAGUUUUAUCUCUGGAUUUCUUCCGGAUGGUACGAGGUCAAGAAUUCCUGGUCAACAGAGUGGUUUCGAUGUAUUUCAUCGAUAUGAAGUAAUAGUGCCAGAGAUCUUUCACAAAAAUAAAAGGAUUGAUGGAACUAUAAACAAGGGUAGCCAUCUAGACAACAUAUCAGUAUUAUUUUCUGCAUUUAAUAGAAGUUUUGUUCUCGACUUGAAGCUAAAUAGAGAUCUAUUUUCUAAUUCAUACAUAGAAAAACAGUACCAUUCCGCGGGUAGCAGUAUUGUGAAGCCACACAAAGAUUCUCAGAGAGAGAACCAUUGUUUUUAUCAUGGGACUAUUCGAUAUAUACCUCAGUCACUGGUUGCAUUGAGCACAUGUGAAGGUCUAAGAGGUAUAGUAUCAAAUGAAGAUGAUGUUUUCCAUAUAGAGCACUAUGGGCCUAACAGACAUGUUAUAUUUAGAGACAGAGAUAGGAAGAAGAAAAAUCUUAAGUGUGGUUCAUCUCAUCAUCACAGUGCCUUUGUACAUCUUGGCAAAAGAGCAGCUCAUAGGAAAAAGCGUGCAAUACGUGGGCCAUAUGACAGCAAUAAGAACACAAGAUAUGUUGAACUUUAUCUUGUCAGUGACUACAGAACGUAUGAGAGAAAUAACAGAAAUCUGACAAAGGUCAUCAGGAGGUCACAAGACAUCGCCAACAUAGUCAGCAGGCUGUACCGUCCUCUCAACAUCUACAUUGCCCUUGUGGGCGUAGAGGUGUGGCAGAAUGGAGAUCAAGUGUCUAUCAGCGAGAGCGCCGAUACCACCAUGGAAAACUUUCUCAGAUACCGGCGCGAACGCAUCAACCCUUACCACAGAAACGACAAUGCACAGCUUGUCACUGGUAUAUUUUUUGACCAUGGCGUUGUUGGAAAAGCAAUAAAGGGACCAAUGUGUACCUACCAGUUUUCUGGAGGAGUCAACAUGGACUAUGAUGGUUUGGUCACUCUGGUAGCUACAACUGUUGCUCAUGAAAUGGGACACAACUUUGGCAUGGAGCAUGAUAACGAUUCAUCAUGCUACUGUUCUAAAGAAAAGUGUAUCAUGGCAGCCACAAGUGGACAAACAAGCCCAACACAGUGGUCGUCAUGUUCUAAGAUGGCUCUGCAGGAAGCAUUUGAGCUGGGCAUGGACUACUGCCUGAAGAACAAACCCACCAAGCUGUUCGAUGGUCCGGUGUGUGGUAACGGCUUCGUCGAGGUUGGAGAGGAGUGUGAUUGUGGAUUACCUCAGGAUUGCCACAACAUCUGCUGUAAUUCCACGACCUGCAAGCUGUACCCACAGGCUGUGUGUGGCACAGGGAGGUGUUGUGACCUCACAACAUGUCAGAUGAAAGGUUCUGCCUCACUCUGCCGAGAGCCAACAUCAGAAUGUGAUUUUCCUGAAUUUUGCACUGGCUUGACAGAGUACUGCCCAGCUGACGUCUACAAACAGAAUGGUCUUUCUUGUAUGAAUUCCCAGUCAUAUUGUUAUAAUGGACAGUGUAGCACACACACAGACCAGUGCAAGUUGCUAUGGGGAAACACUGGCCGGGCGUCCGACCCAAUCUGUUUCCAACAACUGAACAUACAAGGUGACCAGGAUGGUAACUGUGGAUACAACUGGACUACAGACUCGUACUUGGCCUGCAAUCGACGAGAUGUGAUGUGUGGAUUGCUGCACUGUGUUCACCUCAACGAGAAGCUCAUGUUUUGGCGAGACAACCUGGCUCACACCAUGAGGGCGUCCUUCCUCACCCGGGGUAACACACAGUAUGUGUGCAGGUCCGCAAUGCUGGAUGUUGGGCUGGACAUGCCAGAUCCGGGCAUGGUACCAGAUGGAGCUAAAUGUGAUACGGAUAAGGUCUGUGUGAACCACAAGUGUGUUCCAUUAGUGAAAAUGGCUAUUGAUCAGUGUCCAACAGUGUCCAACAAACCCUGUAAUAAUAAAGGGGUAUGUAACUCCAAGGGCCACUGUCACUGUAACAAUGGCUAUGCACCACCGCUGUGCAACCGUCCAGGCUAUGGAGGAAGUGUCGACAGUGGACCAGCAACCAAUGAAAUUGAGGACAAGAGUUUGUUGAUUGGUCUACUCAUCUUCUUCCUUGUCAUCUUGCCACUGAUUGGAGGAGCGGCUUUCUUUGGCUAUUACUACAGAGAGAAAAUUAAAAAAUGGUGGAAUUAUGGACCUAAGCUAAAAUAUGGGAUACCUGGCAAGAAAGCUAAGCCGCCUCCACAUCCACCAAGGCCAACCGUGAGAUUCAGUGAAAACCCGCCAAAGACAUCCCCGGCUCGCCGACAGCCUUCCGUGAUCAUCUCUGAUCCCGUCUUGACUGGCAGCACUAACAGAAACUCGCAAGUGUUCCUCAAUCAGAAUCGCUCUACAAGCUUGUCUCCAAAACACGACCGAGUUCUACCUCAGCAGGAUUCAGUAAGGAAAGUUGACAAACAUACCUCAGAUAAAUCAUCAAUACCAUCAUAUGACUGGUCGCUUGGUGCUCAAUUGCAGCAAGAAACAAGUACAAAUGCAAAUGCGGAGAAACCAGCACCAUUUAAAAAGGAAAGACUGGGACUUCCAGGACAGGCAGUAGUGAAUCGAACGUCUUUCAGGGGGUCAGAAAUAUCAAGUCCAAUUUUUGUUAGUACAACCAACAGGAACUCUGAAGUGUUUUCCAACCAGCUGGGAGACGACCCUUCAAGAUCAAGACUGUGGGGAUCUCAUAGCCCCCCUCCAGUUCCUCCCCAUGGGAAGGAUAUAACUGUGAGGCGAAACCACUCUGACCGACCGGCAGCACCUAGACCAACCUCUGUUCCUCCACAAGUGAAGAAAGGACCAAUUUUGCACAAGUCUCAAGUCAGCACGUCGAUGAGGACACAGCGACCACCGCCACCUCCACGACCUCUCCCACCAGAUCCGAGACUCCUCGAGAGCGAUGCCGAGACAGACUCAACAUACCAGAAUGAUCCUUCUACAGUUUCACAGACAGACAACACACUUGUAAAUAACUCCAAUUCCCAGGAGGCAGGGGGUGGUGAUAACCUGUACCUGAAUGUGAAUUCAUCAAAGGAAAUCCAGUACUGUAAUAUGGCAUCUCCAGAGGAUGACUCUUUCAGUGCAUCGACUCUUCCAUCAUAUUCAACCUUGUUUAGUGGGUCGUCUGCUCGUUCUAAAUUUCUCAAGUCAGAUUCUGCCAGACCCAUUAAAGGCAGCAUUAAUAAACCUAAUGAUGCCAAGUCUGCGAGAACUACGGCAAAACCAGAGACAAAUAAAGUGAAAGUGGGUGGAUCAAGAGCACAAGACUUGGGAAAGCCAACACAACCCAGUUCUCAGACACAGCAGUUCAACAGACUGGGUCAAUCCAUUCCUAAAACAGACUCAUCUAAGCCAGUUGAAACCAGUUUAAAGAAACCUGCUGACUCUGCUAAAACUGGGCCAGGUAGUGCAAAGCACCUACCCUCAAAAAGCACCCCAAAAUUGGGAUCAGUUAGUACUUCUAAAAGUGUAUCCAAACCCUCAGAAAGUGGGACAAGGACACGCAUUGUGUCUAAGCCUGGCCAGAGCACCAAGGUGCAAGGUGCGACAAAGUCUAAUGUAACAGAUGAGGCUAAACGAGGAGAAACGGACUCCAGACGUACAACAGACACAUCAAAGGUUAAGCCUGCUGGGUCUAAGGCUGUGCCAGGACAGAUCUCUAGAGUGGCUAUGUUACAGUCCAAGUUUAAUACUGAUUCCUCAACAUCUGGUGGGCACAGUGCUACACAAGCAGGUAGUCGGCCAUAUGUAGCACCAAAACCAUCGCCCACGGUUACAAGGAGUUUUAAUGUCUGAACAAAAUGAUGAUCUCAUUUUAAUUGAUGAUAUUUCGUAACUGCAGUAAUGGUUUUUGUUUCUUUUUUAUCUUUUUGCAUUAAAUGAACACACAAUAUUAUGUUUUGAAAACUACAUGUAUAUGAGUGUGCAUGUGUCAACUAAUCAUUCUGUGUCAAAUUGUAGGGCACCUUUGUUUUGUUAAUGUUUUGCCAAGAGCUAGAGUUGGUUGAAAAAUGGCAUCUAUAAAGCAAACAUUGAAAAUAGUUUAUCAUCAAAUGUCUUUUUAGUCAUUUAGGGUGGAGUUUAUUGUUUGAGACUAAUGACUUUACAUCAGCUGGCAAAAUAAUAUGACGUUGUUAGUCAUUGUUUAUCAAAAAAUAAUUGAUCAUUGCAAAAAAUAUUAUAAAAGGAAUGUCAGUGUUCAGUUAAGCAGAAAAUAUAGUCGACAGUUUACUUAAAAACAUGUCCAUAAUUUUUGUUUGUCUCAGUCAAACAUUAUGACUAAUUAUGCUUACAACAUGUAAGACUCAAAUUCUUGCUAUUAAUCCUUUAAUUUCUUUUUAACUUGUUAAUUUAUUUUUAGCCAUUUUAUUGCCUAUUGACAUGUUCAGACCAAUCUGUUGGAAUAGGGCGAAAUGCCAUGGGUUAGAGGUCAGGUUACGUCUUCAUGAAAAGCGAAAACAAUCCAAAUGUUCUACAUUAUAAAUUAUUAUGAUUCUUAUGUACUAUGACGUAUUAAUAAAACAGGAAUUAUUUGUUUCAUUAUACUUUACCAUAUGAAACAUCAUAUUAACGCAGCACUGUCCCAAGUCAUAAUCUGUGCCUAUAAUGGAUGCCUGUACUUAAAAACGGUUUACUCCAAAUAGACUAUUAAAUAGUACCUUGAAUUCCAUUUCAGUGUGUUUUAAAAUGACAUUUCAUUUCUAUUAUCAUGGUAUCAUGGUAACAGGUGUAAUAAACUUUGUUCCAUUAUUCAUCCUUAGAAUAUUGUAUUCAUUUGAUUGAAAUUAACAUCACCAUUUACCACGUUGACAAACCAGUGCUGUUAACAUGUUUUUGUUUUGGUUAUGAAUAGCAUGGAAUGUAUGUUUAAUUCCAUGCUAAUUAUAUGAUCAUCUUGCUACUGUGCCAGCAAUAUUUCUGUUUUGAAUGCUUGUUGUCAUACAUUAAUAUUAACUGAACAAUGGUGUAAUACACAGGUCUUACUAAAUAUGUUGAUUAUUAUUGAUUUUGCUUGGACUAGAUCCAGACUUGAAAAACAGGAAAAACUAAAAAUUUGAAAAACAAAAUGCAAGAAUAAUAUAUCAUUUUAUUGGUCUAAUUUGUAGAUUUAUUGGAUAGAAGGAUACCGGGUACUAUCCAGAAAUGAUUUACCAGGUUUUUUGGUUUCUUCGAAAACUUUUGUAUAUACAUGUACAUGUAUGUCUCUAAUAACACUGAACUCAAAAAUUGAUCUAAAAUUUUAUUAUGUUUGUAUUUUUGUUACAAACCUACAGGGUACCUCUAUAAAUAAUAUCAAUACAGUUCAUUUUUAUUAUUGUAAUUUUUUUUUAUUACAUUUUGUUUGUACCUGUAUAUAUAGCUAUGUGCUUAGAUAAUCUAAUUAUUUUAUGCUGAACAUUCCAUAUUUGUACAGUGUAUAUUUCUGUAAUAUAGUGUAACUAUUUAUACCAAUGACAGAUCAACCAUCUGGUGCAUUUUCCAGUGAUAAGCAGGGCCGGAUUUAGACAUUGGGCAGGGGCUCGGGGCACUUCAGUUUCAGGGGCCCCUCGACAUAGAAAUUAAAUUACAUGACAAAUAAAAAAUGAACUAAUUUUAUAAUUAUUAAAAAAAUUUUUAUAAAGGAAGUCCUUAGUCGGGGGGGGGGGGCCCUCAGACAGGGGGGCCCGGGGCAAUUGCCCCCUUUGCCCCCUUAUAAAUCCGGCACUGGUGAUAAGAUGUGAAUCAGUGGCACAUGAAGUGAUACAGAGGGGUAAUAUUCCACAGGUGCCUGCUUCAAAGAAUCAUCUGAUUAACAGCUCCCUAUUCAGCCAGUACUUACUGGUCUUCACAGAUGAGAUAAUUGUCAUUUUAGGUGUAGUUGCAGACCUCGCAGUGAAAAACAAAUUGAGUGGAGUGAUUAACUGUUCCCCUAGCUUAGAUUAUGUGGAGCCUUUUAAGAUAUUACCAUAUUGAUGUCAUAUACAUUCAAAUGCUAAGGGGAGUUAAAAAUUACUCUUCUUGAACUAGUCUCGGGAGUGAAUGGGACCGAGAAUGAUAGCUCCCCAUAAAUGGCACGGUCUGCAGGCAGACACGGUGGAGCAGGAGGGGUGGGGGGGGGGGGGGGUGCUAGAGCCCAAUAAUUCUGAGUCAAAAAUGUUGGUAGUAAGUCUUAUUUCAAGAGAUGAAUUUUACUUGUAGAAUGCAGGAAAUUGCAUUUCAAGACAUCUAGUUUUAAAACUUUUACGGAGGAGCAUACCCCCGAACCCCCUAGAAACUUUGCUUUGCCUUCUCGAUCUCAGUCAGCCCCCCUGUGUCUACUUGCUUCUGCCAUGCCUGGUCUGUAAUUGCAGUAUGUACAUUUGUAUAAGCCUAAAGAGUCUUGAGUGAAGAGAGGGUGGAGAUAGGAAUUUACAUUUGGCAGCUGAAUGUAUCAAUGUCUCCAGGUGCUGGGAUACUUUCACUGUGCCAUUGGUUCAAAUAGUUUAACAAUGAUUUGAAAAAUUGAUGUCAGUAAGAUAGCUUUAACGAAUCUAAGCACUGUUUGUGCUGGGAUAAAUUGCUCUGUUUUAGUGCUAAAAUGUUAACCAUAGUGUGUGAUAGCUCUGCUGGUUAAAAUGUGCUCCGUGUUGUCAUCAGCUAAUUAGGCCUUUCAGGUGGUAUCAACUCAUGAGAGUCUGUCCGUCCGUCAGCAUUUGAUCAGUUCUAAAUAUGCAUGAUUUGAUGACAUAAUAAUCCAGAUUAAACUUACAUGUACUAUGUGAUGAUAUAAAGUGUGACCUGCUUAAUUGUGUAAUAUGGAGCCCAUCCAGUAACAGCUAUGGCUUUCAUCAUCUGGUGUUGUAAGGUGCUUAAUAUAGAUAAAACAAAAUAAUAAAUGUAUUUGAGUUUGAGUCCAGAUGUUUGUUGUUCAGCAUGUUAUCUAUCAACAGUCAUUGUAGCAGACUUAACUUCAUUAAUAUAAAUUUGAUUGAUGACUUCUACUGUAUAAUACAUUGUUACUAUAGUCCACCCCAUCAUUCUAUUAAAAUGUUUUCUGUAAAUAAUUUCAGUUUGGUUUGACGUAAGAACAAAAGUAAAAGUGUUUUGGAAAUAGCAAAUAAAUACUAUUUGUGUGUACAAUUUACAAAUCAAUCGGCUCAUAAAUAAAUUAAUUCUAGUAAAUUCCAUAGUAUGAAAAAAGGCAUCCUGUGGGACGGACUAUAGGUGGAAUGGUAUUAUUUAACUGUGAUGGAAUGGUAUCAUCAUGGUAUUACUUAACUGCGGUGGAAUGAUAUCAUCAUGGUAUUAACUGGACUUGGAAACAAGUUUUUCAUAAUGGUUGCUGUAUUAUAUAUAUUUAAUUAUUUGUUUAAUGAUAUAUCUGUUUGCUUCCGACUUGGAAAUAAGCAAUAGGUGCAAUAUUAUUUUAAUUAAUAACUUGGUUUUGAUGACUGAGCUUGAAUAUAUGCCUUUAAUCUGUAGUUACCUACUGAUUGAGAAUUGUACGUGUAUAUAUACAAUAUAAGACAAGUGGGUAAGCAUUUGAGGGCAUUUGCAGACCACUUUGGAUGUUGCAUACUGAACCAGUGGUGAGUUAUUGUGACCGUUUUAUUCAGUGUCAGAUUCUUUUGCAUAAAAUAAUGGUUACAGAGUGAACAACUUGUACAGAAAUGCUGGCCAGUAACCCUGUUUAACUGGUAGAGUGUUUGGCUUUUUAAAGAUCAUUUCAGCUUUUAUUUUAAAAGGGGUAUCACAUCUCUGGUAUGUUUCAUUGCUGUUCUAUUUAAGGGUCCUGCUUUUGAAAGUGCCCCUCCGCCCCUGCGAGACUGUUUGUCGUGGAACCCAUGCUGGCUAUAAAGGCUCUGUCAGUUAAAUCUGGGUUCUUACUAUUUAGACUAAUAUAUAGAGGCCCUGUUAUGCAUUUUAAACUAGUUAAUUCCAGAUCCAAUUACAUGGUCGUAUGUUUUAUAAUUAAUAGAUUCAAUACUCAUUUUUACAUAACUAUUAUUUGUUUGAGUGGUUUUUUCUUUGUUUUUAAUUGUACAUAUAUAUAACAAAAAUUGUUCAAGUAGUCAAUCAGUAUUAAUAAAACGAAUUAUUCUUGUUUCAAUCAGUUAGGCCAGGUUAGGAACUCCAUUUAUUUUCAGGUAUUAGGCUUAUUUAUCUGCCAAGUUUUGAUGGGUGCAGAUUUCUUAGUUUAUUUACAAGAAAGCCAUUUGUACUUGAGUAGAGUUUUAUGUGCAUCCUUUUACAUUUUACUUAACUCAUUUAAUUUAACCUGUCCAGCUGGGCUGGAUGUUCUUGUUGCAUUGCUCUAUUUUUUACUGGUUCAAUUCAUGUUCAUUAUUUUAUGGUAGCUAUAAUAUGUGUACUGUAAAUACUUUAAUAGAAAUUGGAGUUUUUUGGGUGGUGUGGGGUUAUAAUAAUAAUGCAGUUAACCCAGCAAUAAGUUGAGAUACAUGCAUGUAAAACUUGUAACAAAGAUUCAUUUGACUUUGAAGAUGUUUAAAAAGGGUACUUUAUACAGUAAGCUAGUUAGCAAACUUGUUUUUAAUUUUUAUAAUUUUUUGUGUGCAAUAAACUAGCAACUGCCGCUGUCCAAUAUUUUGUCAAACAAUGAUUUAAGAGUAGCAAGAGGGACAUCUACUUCCGCACCCAUCCCCUCCACCUCCAUUGUGUCAAAUUCCUUGCAACGCCCCUGAUCUCAAAAUACUUUCCCCUUUGUUAGUCUUGGUUUUGUUCUGUAAUUUAAGUGGAUGUUUUUUUCUCGUUCCUACCAGUGCACCACAAAUGGACAAUGGCUGUGGUAUGUGCUUUCCUAUUUGUGGGAAAGUGCAUAUAAAAGAUCCCUUGCUGUAUUACACAAAAUGUAGCUGGUUUCCUUCGUUAAGUAGUAGACCUGGUGUAUUCUUGAAAUCUGAUGGGUUAUAAAGUUAAAAGGUAGUAUGGUUUGUUUAAAUUAUUAAUCAUCAGCUAUUGGAUGUCAAACAUUUGAUAAUUCUAACAUAUAGUCUUGAAAAAACACAAAGGUCGAGGCGUAGCCUAGUGGUAAAGCACUCACCUGAUGUGUAGUCUGCCUGGGAUCAGUCCCCGUUGAUAGCCCUGCUAUUAAUGGAAAAAUAUAGUGGAUUUCCUUUCUAAGACUAACGUCAAAAUUACCACAUAUUUAACAUACAGUAGCCGAUGAUUAAUAAAUCAAGGUGCUCUAGUGGUGUCAUUAAAUAAAACAAACUUUGAAGGAAAAACAUUACAUUUUUUCCAAUUAUCAGCAAGGUAUCUUUCAUAUUCAUUUUCACACAGACAGAACUGCAUGUAUAACAGCCUUUGAUAUAAUGUUACCAGUCGCACAGUCGAUGAUCCAUGUUAUGGAACAAAAGGGAAAAUAUUAAAUAACAUGGUGGGGGGAAUGGUGUAAUUUGGGGAAGCAUGGUUCUUCCACUCUGGUUCAUCCAGCAACCAGUCAAGGACACUGAUCAGGAUGGGAGAAACACCCAAUCAGGGAAUAGGUUUAAUCCUAUGAUCAAAGCACUAGUGGAGAGUGGUGUAUCCACUGAGUUAGAUCAAACCUCUGUCAGGUCAUAGAAUAGAUUCUUUUCAGUAUCCGAUUAGGGGUCAUCCAUUUAGUACGUACGCACAAUUUUCCGAUUUUUUGCACCCCCUCUCCCCCUCCCCCCCGUACGCAUGCGUACGCCAGUGCCCAUACCCCCCCCCCUUGCGUACAUACGCAAAAGAUCGUCAGUCAGUACCAGUAAAUGUAGACAAUGCCACCGUCGAUGUCAUCAUGGUAUACUAUAAUUAAUGAAUACUGCUCAUUGUACAAAUGUAUUAAACAACGCUUGACCACCACCGGAGGCCAUUUUCUUGGCCAUGCGUGCGUGCGUCAAAUGACGCAAAGGGUUAGUAUGGCGAACAAAACAGGCGCCGACGAUCUAGAACGUCAGUAAAUAAUCAAAUUAACUAUAUAUAUAUAUAUUUUAAUUUUACCCUAAUAACACCCCCCCCCCCCCCCCCCCGUACGCAAAAUGGCUCUUAAAUUUUCAACCCACCCCACCCCCCCAAAAUGCGUACUACUAAAAGUAUGCCCCCUUAAAAUAUCCUGGGGUCUUAUGAAACGCACAUUUUCUUUCUUUUAUUUAUAACUUUUUAAAAGAUUAAAAGUUUACUGUAGUUUUUAAUUUAAUUAACACAGUGACUAGUUUCUAAAUUUUAGAUGUGUGGUUGACCCAGACUAUAUCCAAGUAUUUAUGGUACAUAACAAGUCUUUUUUAAAACCACACUUACAAUAGAUUGUUACAUGCAUAUUGGCAGUGCUUGUGUUUGUUUUACCUCUAUCUGUAUACUGUUUGUUUUUGUCAUCACAUUUUGUGAUGUUCCACAGUAUUUUUAAUUGUUUUAUUGUAAUAAUACUUAAUACAGGUAGUUUUACUGUUAUUUUAUAUUCAUUAUUAUUUUUGGUAAUGCUUGGACAUGACGUUAUUAAAAAUAAUUAAAUAUUUUCAUUAUUUCUUACAUUCUCCAUUUUUUGUUGAAAUUAGAUUUUAUCUUUGUGAUUAUUUUACAGAAAUACUCUGUAGCUAAGAUUGUAGCUAAGAUUGUAGCUAAGAUUGCCAAAGUUGCCAUGUUUAUAUUUACUGACAUAAUUCCAAAAAUGCUUUGGAUGUUCAUAAUAAAUUGUUUGUGAUGCUUAUUAAGUCUACAAAAUAGUAAGUAUAUAUAAACUCCACAACACAUUCAAAUUGCUGUUGAUGGUGUUUAUGCAUAGCAUGCAUGAAUUGUAUUAGUACAUCUAUAUAUUCACUAAGGGUUAUUCCAGAAAUAAUGUUGUUGUUUUGGGGUUUUUUAAUUCUGAAGUUAUAAAACUUAAUUAACAGACCCGUCACCCAUAAAAUAAUAAUGUGGGUGCCUCUCGCUCCCCUUCAACAAGAAAGGUAAUAUCUGGAAUAUCCCUUGAACAUAUUAAUUAUGCUGCACCUAUAUAUUAUAUAUAUACAUUAUUUGUCUGCACAUGUACAUAGUAUGCAUAAAUUGUGCUUUAUAUAUACAUGUACAUAUAUAUAUACAUUGCACAUUUUACAGGCUUCGAGAGUUAAUAUGUAUUAAUACAUGAUUUUUGAAAGGUGUCUGCUAAAUUCCAACCAACUGAAUAGGAUGAAAUAGUUUUGGAUUUUUGUAUAAUGCAUUCAGAAUUUACAUUUAUUUCUGAGGUAUGUUAAUUAUACUUUGUAACAUGAUAGAGGCAUAUUUUUUACAGAUGACUUUUCAUUUUGAAAUAAUAGAACAGAAAGGUUACUAGACAUUUUUGGGUUGUUGUUGGGUUUUUUUUUUUUUUUGGGGGGGGGGGGGGGGGGGGUUGUUGUUUUUGUAAAACUACAGAACAGAAAGAUAAAGGUUACUAGAAAGUUUAAAAUAAAAAUAAUUGAAGAUAGUACAAUGUAUAUAUAUUUAGAGUGAUUUGGGUCAAUUUGUUCUCUAGAAAUUACCUUUUUCAUCUAGAAAUACAUGUAGUAGAACAGAAAAAGUAAAAAUUUACUACAAACAUUUUUCUGUCUUGGCAGCCAUAUUUAAAAAAGAAUGGAAUGCAAGAUGAUUGAUUUAUAUUCCAUUUAUCAGGAGGGUUUAGAUGUCAAUGUGUUAUUUUACAAAUUCUGACUAUUAUUUGUUUAGGGAGGAACUGGAUUGAACAAAUGUUUAAAAUAUCUAUUAAAGCACAGGUUCUGAGGUCUGUAGAAACAUUUGAUCUUGUUCUGCUGGUUGGAAAUUAACCAGUUCCUAAAAUCAUCGUAAUGUUUCACUUGUGAUAAAUGCCCAAAUGCCUCAUGGUCAUGCAGUGUGUUGUUAACUGGGAUAUGUGUGUAUGGAACAAGCUUGCUUGAUCUGUUCUUGUGUGCGAGAAUAUUUGAUGAAUAAUUACUAUCUAUUUAUCAGUCAAUUGCAAAAUAAACAUGAAAACAAAAA